Molecule: messenger RNA, 2532 nt
Organism: Adineta steineri
Lineage: Eukaryota; Metazoa; Rotifera; Eurotatoria; Adinetida; Adinetidae
Source: the annotation of a GenBank genome assembly
AUGUCGCAACUACAUUACUUUUGUCCGCUUUGCGAAUCUCCAAAAGUUUUUCAACACUAUCCUAAAUUAUUCGCUCAUAUUCGCGAUGAGCAUCGUGAAGAAUCACCUUUUAGCAUCCGAUGUGAAUUAGGUAUGAUGUGUGGAUCUCGUUAUUCAUCUUUUGAUAGUUACCGAAUUCAUAUUUAUCGCUGCCAUCGCUCUCUUCUCGAUUCGCUUCACAACAAUGAUACUAUAUCACCUGAUGAUAUUUCUGAUAGUAUCGAAGAUUUAUUUUCUGAUCUUACAUUUGAUGAUACAUUACAAUGUGCUGGUGAUCCUGAUUCAUCUAUUUAUCCAGAUGAAGAAAUUGAUGAAUUAGAUCGUUUAUUUUCUUCGUUUGAUUCUGUUUCAUCUUCUUCUACCGAUCAACAGCUCAGUUUCGAUAAACUUGCUCAAUUUUAUACCUAUUUUCUCCUUGAACUUCGAGAACAUCAUCUUCUCCCACAGAAGGUCGUACAAUUGAUUUCAUCUAACAUCUGUAAAUUAUUUGACAUGAUUAUCAAAUUAAUCAAAACAAAAGCACCAUCAACAACAUCACUUCUCUCGGUCACUGCUUAUGAAAAUGCUUUUGCGCACAUCACUUCGAUGAUCAAUUCCAUUAGUAAAAAUGAAUAUCAAUUUUUGAAACGAUGUAAGAAACACUUCAGUUAUGAACCUCCAGUUGAAAUUAUAUUAGAUCAACCUAAUGAACACGCGUAUUAUAUUCCUUUGAAAAAAAGUUUAUCUUAUACACUUCAAGAUGGUCAACUUCUACAGGCUAUUAUCGAUAAUAUAAAUUCGUUAUCAAAUCGUGCUGCGCAAGAUAAAGACCUAGUUUUAUCUAAUCGACAAGGUCAUUUCGUAAAAACAAACCUUUAUCGUCAAACAAAUUCAAAUGUCUUGCUAUUGAAAUUAUAUACAGAUGAUGAUCUACCUGAAGUAAUUCGUUCACAAGUUAAUUCCAUUGGUUUACAUUGUAUAUGUUAUACAAAACAUUUGAAUAAUGAUAACAGUAGAACGAUCUUAACCAACGUCCUUGUGGAGGAUAUUAAUAAACUUCAAACUGAUGGCAUCACAAUUCCUUGUCUUUCGAGCAGAAUUUAUUUCGUUUUUUCUUCCGUUUGUGGUGAUAACUUAGCAUCGAAUGAAGUUGGUGGCUUUCAAAAAUCUUUCAGUUCAGGAAGUUUCUGUCGACAUUGUUUCAUUACUUAUGAACAAAAACAUAUUCCAUUAACUGACAUAUCGUUCGUACCUCGCACUCGUCUAAAGCACGAUUUUAUUCUUAAUCAAGUUAUACUUAACAACGGUCGUCAAAUCAUUCAAGGUGUCAAAGGUCCUAGUUGGUUUAAAGAUCUUAUCGGUUUUCAUCCAACAGAAUCACUACCACCAGAUGUAAUGCAUGAUUUUUCCGAAGAAGAAGAUAUUGAUGGCGCGACAUUAGCUUUACUUCAACAUAAUGAUCUCAUUCAAAUAUUUCCUCGUGUAAAAGAUCGUGUAAAAUUUGUUGAUCAACGUGCAAAAUUAAUUUUAUAUUAUAAUGAUCAACAAGCAAACAAAGAUGCAGCUACUCUUGGUGUAUCUGAUUCAACAUUAUCAGUGGUUCAAGUUUAUGAUGGAUUAGAAAAUAAUGAUAUGUUAAAUUCAGUAGAUGCAAAUGAAAAUAUAGUAAUAAAUAAUCGUGCUUCAACAACAGAUCUUGGUUCUUCAUCAAGUUUACCUCUUAAUGAUGAUGUAGAUAUUGAUAAUAAACCUACGUUACCAGAUGAUUAUGAAGGACCAAAUUUGACUAGUCGAAUGGAAGAGUAUAUUGAACAAGAAAAUCUAUCAAAAUUUAAUCCGCAUACAAGAACAAGAAGCGAAGUAUUAACAUUAAUUUAUGAUCAUGUGACAAAAUCUUAUGAUUUAUUGUAUCCAAGCAAUGAUGACUACUUAAAAAUGGCAAAAUCGAUCGUUAACAAACUCCACAUUCCUCCAGCAUUAUCAAAAAAUUCAAUUAAAGACUGGCACGAAUCAAUUAAACAAAAGUUCAAACGUGAACGUAAACCUUUACAAAUGAGUAAUAAUUUAGUUAAAAGUAAACAAGAAAAAUAUGGCAAUGGUAAAACAAAUGGAAGACCGAAAAAAAAAAGUACAAUUCUACAAGCUGAACGUCGUCGUGUUGAUAUACCAUUGAUUAAUUUAGCUCAUCGAGAAAAUGAAAGUUUAUUAGUCAUGGUCAAUCAGAUGAACAUGGAAUUACUUAAAGAUGAUCCUAAUAAUGAAUUACUUCAUGAUCUUUGGAUACAAUCCUUCAACAUAAGACGUCUAUGUAUUCGUGAAUUGGAUAUAGUCGAAAUACUUGAACGUUUUCCCGGUUAUCGUCGUUCAGAAAUGAUCUUGGCUGAAGUAAAAGAAUCUACUGGUAUUGAUAUUGAAGAAAACGUCAAUGUUUUAUUACCAAAAUUUUUUGAUCAUAUACCUGAUAACAACUGUUUUUUAUCUGGUAAGCUUCUGAAAAAAAUUUACAGUAAUUGA